AACUUCAUAUGGUAGUGUAUCAAUGUAUUAGAACUCGUGCUCCAAAAAACAGAUGGUAACAAUUCUAAUCUUUCCAUCAGAAAGAGUUUCUAAAACUUUGAAAACGUUUACAACAGAUGUGUAUCUAUAUUUACCGACCCCUAACGAUACCUGGAUCCAGUAAUCUGCAGAAUACAAAGGAAGGCAUCUUGAAUAAGCAGCUGCAGAUGUGUAGCACUUUUGGUGACUGGUUCAUUUAAUACAGGGCAUUUGUGUUUUAUUUUCAGAACGCCUUGUGCAAAACGAACUGAUACGGAAGGAAAACGAACCUGAAAGCAAAAACGCUGCCACUGCAACGGUUUCCUUUUGAGUAAUAUAGAGAUCUAAUAUAGGCUAACAUUCCAAAUUAUUUUUCAUCUGAUCGUUUACUGGGACAAGCACCAAUAGAGAAGUAGGAUUUGCUUCCAAUAUGUGGAGGACAUUUCUACCAGUGCUGUUGUUGGUCACACACUAUCCCUUUAGUACAGCUCUAUUCACUGUGGAAAUGGCUAAAACCUUGUAUCUUGCCGAGUUUGGAAACACUGUCAAAAUGGAGUGCAGAUUCCCGACAGGAGGCAGUCUGGACAGUAUAAAUGUGUAUUGGCACCGCAUGCUAUCUAAUGGCUCGGAGUACGAAGUGUAUACGCUGUUAAAUGGGAACCAGGACCUGCAAUCACAGCACCCUGAAUAUAAAGGGAGAGUCCAUAUGAAGCCAGACCUGCUCAGGAAGGGGCGGGCAGAGCUGGAGAUCUCCAAUGUUAAGAUUUCUGACUCUGGCUCAUACAGGUGCCUCAUCAAAAUGGGAGGGGCUGACUACAAACAGGCCACCCUUAGUGUUAAAGCUUCCUAUAGAAAUAUAGAGACCAAGGUAACAAAUAAGCUGUCUGCAUCAGGGAGAUACAUUGGGUUGAGGUGCCAGGCUGAAGGCUUUCCCUUGGCUGAAGUUAUCUGGAGAGAUGGGAAAGGCCAUCCUCUUAGUGCUGCAAACACCACCCAUGGAGUAUCUGCGGAUGGACUCUACAUUGUAACCAGUGUAAUUAAGCUAAACACAAGCUAUAAUGAGAACUACACAUGCACUUUCCGGAAUGACACAGUGAAUGAAAACUCUUCAGCUUUCCUUUAUGUUGCAGAUUUGAUGGAAACAGAUGAAAGUGAAGAUGCAGUGGCGGGGUCUAUAUUUCUGUGGAGCUUGCUGACAGCGUUCGUGAUCUGUGGAUUGGUAGCGUUUAUAUAUAUUAGGUUUUGGAAGAAAUCUAAAUUUAAAUGUUUGCAUUCAAAAGGACCUGCUGGAGGUGCUGAGGAACAUCUGCAAAGAGUUACUGUAUUUACUGAGCUAAAUGUAGGAAUCAAGAAAGAAAGUGGACGGCUAACACGAUCUGGAGCCGUCACUAAAGGCCAGCACCAAACCGGGACAACACUGCACUUGUGUCACGAUUAACUGAAUUUGCACUACAAACAGUAUAGCACUCACUGUGGACUUGUGAUUGUGUUUGUGUUAAUUGUGGGUUUUUAAAUACCGGGACUAUUAUUUCAGGACUGAACCCGUGUAUUGCCUGUUAUUAUUAUUGUUUACUGUUGUCAUCAGACUUUGUAUUACAAAAUAAACCAUAAUU
This is a messenger RNA of Acipenser ruthenus (sterlet), 1631 nucleotides long. Its product is annotated as programmed cell death 1 ligand 1-like. Gene Ontology annotation, cellular component: external side of plasma membrane. Bases 449 to 1456 code for a protein of 335 amino acids. The transcript is spliced from 7 exons. The record is from RefSeq and is a predicted model, not a curated record. Gene Ontology annotation, biological process: T cell costimulation; cell surface receptor signaling pathway; positive regulation of T cell proliferation. NCBI's taxonomy places the organism in Eukaryota, Metazoa, Chordata, Actinopteri, Acipenseriformes, Acipenseridae.